AUUGCUUUGGCCAACAGUACACACGCGAGUCCGUGUUGCAGUGCUGCUGUACAGACUCGAGUCAGGGUCGCUCGGGAUCGAUAUACACAGGUAUAAGUGUGAUGGGAGAGGCACGGGGACCACUUGUCAUACAGAGUUUAGUCAGGGAACAAUAGCGACUCGUGCUGUAGGAAUUAAACAGCCCUUGUUGCUGAUAACUGGACACAGGCGUUGCACUGGCUAUUUGUGAGAGAGUAAAGAUUUGCUCACACCGCCUCGGGAACUAACUUUGUGAACACUGAAUGAAGACGCCGGCGGAGGAGCGUAGUUGAACUGCUCCAUGAAGCGUGGCGCAAUGGGAGGAGGAUGUGUGGAUGUGUUGUACAAGCUGGUAUGGUAGAGUGACUGGUUGCUCCUCGUGACAAACAGUCCUGACACGUAUAUGUGACCGUGUCUGUCAGCCGUGACAUUGACAAGUGAAGACGUGAACAUAACACUGAAUAAGACUACUACACUACUCUACGACAGAAAUUGAAGGAUGACUGGAUAAGAUGCCCCACGUUCACACACACGGGACACGGGACACGGGCACACGAAGCUAACCUCCUUUCAGUUACAGACAUUGGUUCAAGACAUCCCAUACAGGCAUUUCGUCUGAAUCGGCAUCGGUUGACUGCGAUUGAGGAUUAUUAUUGUGAGUGAGCAGAGCUAUCUGGGGUAGUAGGAGUGCGGGUACACGCUCACAGGUGAAGGCGCUACCCUGCUGUCUACAGAGAUGCUCUCCGCUGCAUGCACGUGAGCCCGUCCUUCACAAUGUCGCUGGGUGAAAUCAACCUGAGGAUCAAUCUGUCCUAUGGCGGUGGGUCGUACAUCCAGGACGAGGGAGGGUCACAGGAGCCGUUCCUGUGGCAGUUUAUAUUCUGGGGUAUCCUGCUUCCCCUAGUUGCCUUAUCGGGUAUCGUUGGGAACAUUCUAACCAUGGUUGUGUUAUGGAGGCGGGAAAUGCAGUCCCCUACAAUCUAUUAUCUACGGGCCCUUGUAGUAUCCGACACCGGAAUACUGCUCAUGUCCGUCAUCGCUCUGACGCCCUUCGCCUGCUCCAACUACCUGGAGUCGGAGUCUCUGGUGUACUACCGGGAGGUGAUCUACCCGCCCAUCCAUACUCCCCUCAACUUCAUCAUGAUGUCGCUGCAGGCCGUCAACGUGUGGGUAACGGUGUCAGUAUCGGUGGAGCGAUAUAUUGCCAUCUGCCAUCCAUUCAGAGCGGCUCGAAUCUGCACCAAGAAAAAAGCGCUCGUUGUCAUAAUCGUUAUUGUCAUCGUCUCCAUCGGCUAUAACAUCCCCCGUAUAUUUGCUACUCACGCUAGAGAGUGUUCAGAGGCUGAGAAAAGUCACGGCAAAGCCUGCUUCUACCUGGCGGACACGGAUCUGGGGAAGACCUGGUCCUACAAGACAGUGUACGGCUACAUCAUGUUCUGUAUCAUCAUCUAUGUGGUGCCGCUUGGGGUUUUGUUCAUCCUCAAUGUAUUCAUCAUACAGGAACUAAUGAGGAUGCAGCAAAGGCGCUCAGGCGCAAAUAACCAAGAGGAUAACGAAGCUAAUCUUAGUCUGGUGCUGGUGCUGAUAGUUGUGGUGUUUAUUUUCUGUCAGACACCAGGCCUCCUAGCGCAAUUCGAUAUCUUUGAAGUUCAUCUGUUUCAUAAAUGGCUGGCUGUGAGCAACUUCCUGUUUGUCCUGAACUCUGCUGUCAACUUUCUCAUCUACACUGCGUUCGGUCGAAAGUUCCGCAAGGUGCUGCUGCGUAUAUUCCACAAGCUUUACAAACACUCUCGUUCUAUGAGCAUCAGCAGAACUGCAGUCACCAGUAACGGCUACGAGCUGACCAACGUCAACGACCUGAACCACGAGCAAACAACCUUGGAGACAUACUACGACAAAUAGUUGGGGCAUGGGUAUUCUUGAGAGUUAGUCUGUGAAAGUGAGUGCCGCCAGCCCAUGACCGACUGUUUGAGAGGAGUGUACAGCGGCUGUGUACAGGACACAACGGAAGCAUACAGUUUCGAGCCGUGGAGGGACAACAGUGUGUUGGUAGUCCCCGCCUGACUCCUUAACGUUCGUCAAGCAAUAUGUAUUACGUUAAUUUCCUUUCCAAUGGAGAUUACAUCACUAUUCUUUUGCUUUUGUGGCCACCUUUGGAUAUUUACAGGUAUUGCAUCUGUCUCAAAGAAUUUAUUGUGAGAUCUAUCACGCCGUUUAUGAAAUGAAUGUUGUUUGAUUAAGGUUCUAACACGACGUAAAUAGUGCCAUAUGAUUAUGUUUAGGGUGUUGUUUCUCGUGUCUUAUCCACAUAUAUCUGUUUAUUUUGUUUUAUCUCUGUGGCCCUGUGAGCCUGCACUUGACGUGCCCCUAGAUCGCCAGAGUAUAUCACUGGGAGUAACGCGAGCAGGGACAAGGCACGAAGUGGCGUCAUCCUGUAUCUGGCACAACCACAUAGUGUCAAAUGUGUUAUCAUGCAGCUGCAUCUGUAGCAGUAUUGCAGGUGUAGGACAAUGCCACAAUGUGGUCAAGGAAGUGGGUAUUUAGAAACUGUGGUUUACACCUGCGAUAUGUUUCUUGUAUAUUUUCAUUAAAUGAGAGAGCGGAAAUAUUCAAAUUCGACAUUCCAGCCUAGGUGUGCUCUCGUUGAUGAAAUUGUCUACUCUAAACACGCUAACAUAAAUAUGUCCAUUGUGUAAUUGUGUAGUCUGUGCGGACGUAUCAGUUUUUAUCAUUGGUCACUUGGACCUAAAGGAAGGGAGGUUGUGCUCCGCCAUCUAGUGAAUCUAUGGAGGGAAGUUUGUGUACUACUAUCAUGGGACGCUUGGGGUGUUCUGCCAUCUCUGGAGAGAAUGUAGUAGCCCAACCUCUUUGGAGGAUAGGGGAUGAACUGCUAUAAUGGUAGGGGUGGGGUGUACUGCCAUGAUGGGACGGGAGGGGGUGUA
Messenger RNA from Haliotis rufescens (red abalone), 2960 nucleotides. Its product is annotated as FMRFamide receptor-like. Bases 769 to 1920 code for a protein of 383 amino acids. Gene Ontology annotation, molecular function: G protein-coupled receptor activity. Gene Ontology annotation, cellular component: membrane. The transcript is spliced from 4 exons. Gene Ontology annotation, biological process: G protein-coupled receptor signaling pathway. The record is from RefSeq and is a predicted model, not a curated record. NCBI's taxonomy places the organism in Eukaryota, Metazoa, Mollusca, Gastropoda, Lepetellida, Haliotidae.